AUGAAAAAACAAAAGAGACGGAAAAAUGUAACCGAGGAAGAACUCGGCAUGGACGAGUUGGACGAAUCAGACGAAUUGAGCUCCCCUGGGGAAGGCAGAAAAACAAGAACGAAUUACACACGUAAGCGCAAGAAUUACCGGGAGCUGUACUCUGAAUACAUUGAAACGCGAAACAGCAAAAUAGAUUUUUCCUAUUAUAUAAAUAUAGAAUCGACGAUCAUGGAGCUGCUGCUAGAUAAUAAUCUCGAAUCGUUUAACAAUGCUGGGAAGCUUCUCUUUAUCAUUUUGUCCGGUCUGUCCCCCAGGGUGUUGUACUUGAAAAGAGUGUUAAACUUAGUACACUUUUUUUUUUACAAAGGAGGGAUCAAAUUUUAUCACAGUGAUAUUCACCUGAAAAUACUCCUCUUCAUUUUUACCAGAAUUAAAUCUAGGUAUAUGAUUCCUCGUAUGCGUAUUUUUAAUCUCCUGGUGUCCAAUAAUAAUUUAAACGAGCUUGACAAGUACAAAUAUGUGUACACCCCAAAGGGCAGUUUUUUCACCUUUGUCGACCACCUGUAUUAUCACAUAAAAGAUUUCAUGAUCACAGUAAGGAAAGUGCUAAUGCAGGAUUGGGUUGAGAAGGUACAGGCCAAAAUGGUAUCAUCGAGCAAAUCCAAGGAACACCUCCUAAAAAAAUUAAAGGCGAGUCAAAAAAUCGUCCUAUAUAAAGAAACAGAUGAAGAAGUAUUAACACACUUUUCAAAAUUGUUCAACAUAGAAUAUGCAAAAUCAUUGGAGAAAUCUCUUAAACUAUUAAUUCAACAAUGCUUUAAGAUUAACUUUCCCCUGCACAGCAUCUACCUGGACAUUUACAUUUUGUAUAAUAUAAAGAACGUGGUGAAACUGCUGGUGGUGAUAGACCAGCUGUUCUGUUCCAUGUAUCCCUACUACUACUUUUACGAAUUGAAAGUGAAGCUUCUUCUUCUGCAUAUACAUAAGUGCCAAGCGGGGGUGACUGCGCAAGCGGCAGCUGCAACUGCGGUGAAAACUGAUCCGCUGGCAGACCCUAUAAAUGACGCUACCGCUAUCGCUACAGGGGAUGUGACAGCCCUGAAAAGCGAAGGGGAGGGCAGUACAUUAGCUAACAUGCCCCUCCACACGAAGAACGCUAUUAGCGCCAUUUCUCUUAUUAGAAGUUUCGGAGGGGUCAAAUCAGACGAGAACAGCACCCUCAUGUAUGACGAGUCAUCUGUGGGGAACGUAAAUUACCAACUGGACAAAAAUGACCAGAGGGAACUACGAAAGUUGCUAAAAUUGAGGAAAAAGCAGAAGGCAGAGACCAAUGAAUAUUUGAACAGCCUAUACAGUAGUGACUCCAGCAAGAGUGACAACAGCAACUUAAGUGAACAUGGAAUGCAUCAUGACUUGCCAGGGGAGCAACAGGGCAAUGACAAUAACGACGAUGAAAAAAAUUUAUACUUGGACGCUUUUAUGAAUUUAUAUAUUAACUGCACACAAGGAAUGGUUAGCAGUUUACCAUCUUUGAGCGAGUUACACGAUUUGCACCCGCUGAAGCAAUUAAAUGAAAAAAUUAGAAGCAAGCGGAUGGAGGGAAACCUUAACAAUAUUGUCCUACCCAUGUUGAAAGAUACAAAGAUAAAUGAUAUGAACAGUGUAGAUAUGAGCGUGAGCGCAAUGGAACAAGCAAAGGAUCUACUGGAGGAGAAUGAAGUAGAAAACCACUUUAAUAUAAAACAAAGUGAGCAGUUGGAAGGGGAUGACCGCAUUACAAUAAAAAAGGAACAAACCAAAAAGGGAAAACUAGCAAGUCUUCCCAACAUUGAAAGUAUUCAUAAGGACACAUAUAAUGACAUAGCUUACAAUAUAAAUGUCGUUACAGACGUCGCCAAAAGUCUAAUGCAUUCAUCUAAUUAUGAUCCAAUAUAUGUAAAGCUUUUUUACUCUUAUCUUUUACCUGUCAUUUCUUUUGAAAAAAGAGUUGACUUGUUUUUAACUUAUUCGUACACAAGCUACAAAAUUAUGAAGCCAUUAGUUUUUAUUAUUUUUUAUAAUAAUCAUACGUCGACGUAUAUUCUUAAUACAGUCAAACAUGUUUUUAAACAGGAUAAGUUGCUUUUUCAAAAAUAUAAAAGUUCAUAUUUUAAUGGACUUUCCUUGAGAGACAUUCCGAAGAGCCAUUUUAUCUUUUUGUUGUUCCUCUCCGUUUUUUUCUACGACCAAAAGGCGGAGUCCCUCCUCUACAUGUUCAAACUGUUUUGCAACUAUGACCAAGACGUAAUCAGCGACCAGGAGCGAGACAUAAACUACAAAAAUAUACACCAAGACGUGCUGCUUGAAAAUGACACAAAAUACACGGAGCACAAGAAAAAUAUAAAUAUAAUAAUUAUAAAGUUUAUUGAAAUAUAUAAAGAGAAAUUUGGGACCCACCUUUGCGACUACUUUGAUUUCUACAGGAUAUUUUUUAUACUCUUUGCUUCGUGUGUUGCAAUGGAGUAG
Messenger RNA from Plasmodium fragile, 2496 nucleotides. RefSeq lists its product as uncharacterized. The record is from RefSeq and is a predicted model, not a curated record. The coding region runs from base 1 to 2496 and encodes 831 amino acids. Lineage: Eukaryota; Apicomplexa; Aconoidasida; Haemosporida; Plasmodiidae. The transcript has 2 exons.